Molecule: messenger RNA, 3584 nt
Organism: Trifolium pratense (red clover)
Lineage: Eukaryota; Viridiplantae; Streptophyta; Magnoliopsida; Fabales; Fabaceae
Product: pentatricopeptide repeat-containing protein At1g10270-like
Exons: 1
Coding region: 745-3327 (860 amino acids)
Cellular component (GO): chloroplast
Molecular function (GO): protein binding
Source: RefSeq, a predicted model, not a curated record
CAAAAAAUUCCAGGUAAACAUCAUCCGUCAAUGCACUAAUUUUUUUAUGUUAAACGACAAUUUUCCCGGGCAAUUAAAUAACUUUCUCCUAUCUUCUAACUUUCUAUCUCUCUCUUGACUAUAUUAUCAUUAUUUUUUAAUGAGAAGAUAAAAUGAAAUUAAGAAGGAUAGAGUUAAGAGAGAGAAGGACAUGAUUCAAAUCCAACAUAACUUCACAUUAGAAAAAUAUAAUAUACACUAGUAAAAUAUUAUAUAUGUGUAUAAACACAAUAUAAGUCAACUUUUGAGAUUUAAACUUUUUAAAUAAAUAGUUACGAUUUCGAUCAUUGAUUUUUGUGUAUGAUUAAUUUUAUGUACCCUAAAAAUAAUUAUUAGAAGAAAAAAAUAUAUCUUAUAUUUCUAACAAAUUUUUCGACGAAAAUUAAUCAUUAUUACAUAACUGUAAAAAUACCGUAACUAUAUCAUCCUAAUUUGGUUAUUGGAUAAGACUUAAAAAACAGCAAAAAAAUAAAAUAAAAAUAAACAGAAAAGGGCCAGAAGACAAUAACACAAAACAAAGAAGAAAAAUGAAAGUUACUACUCUCCACACACACCUUCCCUCCCAAUUCUUUAAAAAAAAAAAACAAUUGAACAUUCGAUUUGUCAAAAAAAAAAAAAAAAAAAAACCACCAGUGAUGGUUAGGGCUUAAGUUUAAGGGUUUAGAAGAAACAGAACUGUCAUCGCAAUUCAUCCAUUCAUUCAUCAUGUCACUCUGCCGCCUUCUCCUCCUCCGUUCCCUCCGUCGUACCACCACCGUCCUUCCUAUCUCAAUCACCGUCCGUUCCUUCGCCUUUUCCUCUGCAGAAGAAGCUGCGGCAGAGCGCCGUCGUCGCAAGCGCAGUCUCCGUACCGAACCACCUUUAAACGCAAUCCGUCCUCCACCUCAUCAACAUCAGUCGCGUGACCGUAACGCUCCUCGUCUUCCAGAUUCACCAUCGGCACUUGUCGGACCUCGAUUAAACCUCCACAACCGUGUCCAAUCCUUAAUUCGCGCCGGUGACCUAGAUGCCGCUUCCGCCGUCGCACGCCACUCAGUUUUCUCAUCGACUCGACCUACGGUGUUCACUUGCAACGCCAUAAUCGCUGCUAUGUAUCGUGCUAAGAGGUAUAAUGAAGCUAUUGCUCUUUUCCAUUUCUUCUUCAAUCAAUCUAACCUUGUUCCCAAUAUUGUUUCUUACAACAAUGUAAUCAAUACUCACUGCGAUGAAGGCCGUCUCGAUGUUGCUCUCGAGAUUUAUCGUCAAAUCAUCGCUGAUGCACCUUUCAGUCCUUCCCCUGUUACUUAUCGUCAUCUCACCAAAGGUUUGAUCAGUGUUGGUCGCAUUGAUGAAGCUGUUGAUCUUUUACGUGAGAUGUUGAACAAAGGACAUGGUGCUGAUUCAUUGGUUUAUAAUAAUAUGAUAUCUGGUUUUCUUGAACUUGGUAAUUUGGAUAAAGCUAAUGAGCUUUUUGAUGAGCUUAAGGAGCGUUGUUUAGUCUAUGAUGGUGUUGUCAAUUCUACUUAUAUGGAAUGGUUCUUUAAGCAGGGAAGAGAUAAGGAAGCUAUGGAAUCGUAUAAGUCUUUAAUGGAUCGUCAGUUUAGGAUGACUCCUGCAACUUGUAAUGUUCUUUUGGAGGUUUUGCUUAAGCAUGGUAAGGAAAAGGAGGCUUGGGAAUUGUUUGAUCAGAUGUUAGAUAAUCAUACUCCUCCUAAUUUUCAAGCUGUUAAUUCUGAUACUUUUAACGUUAUGGUUAAUGAGUGCUUUAAGCUUGGUAAGAUUGAUGAAGCAGUUGCUACUUUUAGGAAGGUUGGAACUAAGUCUAAUUCUAAGCCUUUUAUGAUGGAUGUUGCUGGGUAUCGUAACAUUAUCUCUAGGUAUUGUGAGAAUGGGAUGUUGUCUGAAGCUGAGACACUGUUUCAAGAGCUGUGCUCUAAGUCUUUGAGUCCGGACGUGCCUACUCACACGACUUUGAUAGAUGCAUAUUUGAAAGCGGGUAGUAUUGACGAGGCUUUGAGAAUUUUUAACAAAAUGGUUGAUGCUGGUUUGAGGGUGGUUGCUACAUUUGGUAAUAGGGUGUUUGAUGAAUUGAUUAAGAAUGGUAGAGUUGUUGAUUGUGCUCAGAUUUUGAGCAAAAUGGGAGAAAAAGAUCCUAAGCCUGACCCCACUUGUUAUGAGGUGGUGAUCAAGGGACUGUGUGCUGAAGGUUUGUUGGAUAAAAGCCGAGAGUUGUUGGACGAGGUUAUGAGGUAUGGUGUUGGGGUCACUCCUGCCUUGCGUGAAUCUGUGACUGAGGUUUUUAAAAAUGCCGGGAAAGGUGAGGAGAUUGAGAGAUUACUAGAUACGAACCGAGUUGGAUACAAUACUCGUCCAAGACCUACAUACCGUCCACCACCGACAAGGUCCCCUUCUCAAAUGACUGGAACACAUAAUCCAACUUACGGGCUUCCGCAACAGCGCCCACCACUGCCUUCUGCUCAGAUGACUGGAGUACACAACCCACCUUCUGAGUUUCCAUCUCAAAUGGAAACACAUCAGCAAUACCAAACAAGGUCUUCUCAAGUUUCAGGAACACAUAACCAACCUUCUGGGUUUCCGGCUCAAGUGUCAGCACAGAAUUCCCCACCACACUUUGAUACUCGAAUGGCUGAAGCACAUAACUACCGUUUUCCCUCUGGAUAUCCACAUCAAAAUUCAGGGCAGCAACGUCCACCACUGCCUCCUCAAAUGACAUGGCAGCAACGACCACCACCGGCUACCCAAAUGACAGGAAUGCAUGAUCAACCUCCAUGGGGAGUAUCUCCUCCAACAAAUGGGCUGCAGAUACCAACAGCUGGACCUUCUCAUUCAACAGGGCAGCCUCACCACCCCCAAUACCAACGUCCUCCUCAUAUGCAAAGGGUAUCUUCUCAAACAACUACAAAUCCUUAUACACUAAAUGGACCUUCACCUCAAAUGACAGGCCAUCAACCUUAUGGACCUUCACCUCAAAUGACAGGACAUCAACGUUAUGGACCUUCACCUCAAAUGACAGGACAUCAGCCUUAUGGACCACCCUUUGCCCCCCAACAAAUGGCAGAGCAACCAUAUCCGCCACCAGGGCAACACCAUCCACUUUCAGGACCAACUCCUCCAAGGUCAUCUCUUCCAUCAUACGUAUUAUCAGAUAAAGCACCAAUGCCAAAUUAUACAGCCCCAGGAACAUCUUCUCAAGUUACAGGACCGUAUCACCUAUCAUCAGGAACCCCUCCUCACUUUGAAGAAUCACAUCAACAGCAAUUAGAAGUCCCUGAACAGGUUGCAGUCUGAUCAUUGGAGUUCAAGCUAAUUCUUAGUGUUGCUGUCUCUCUUUUGUAUUUUUAAAAGAGUUAAUCUAUUAUUUUAUAUUGUUAGUGUCGUACGAUGCUUACUUCUGAUGUUCAGAAUCAUUAGGUAUUUAUGAAUUUAUACAGGAAUAAUUUUAUAUUUAUUGGUUACGGACAUGUAUUGCAUGUGUUGUAUGACAUUUUAUUUUGAUUUAUUCCUGUAAACCUUUAAUUAUUAAUACAGCACAUCAUGUUAUUGAA